UUGAUUGAAAUCUAUUUUUAUUUUCAAAAAAGUAGAAAAUGCCGGUAUCAAAGAACGGAACUUUCAAGGUAUCCAUUGUAAAUUCAAAAACACAGAGAGAAUUUACAGAAUUGGUAACUCCAGAGAAGAAAAACUACAUCUGAGUAGAAAACAACCAGCCAUUUAAGAUUAACAUAAUAGCAGAUAAUGAGCACACUGACAAGUCCUUCGGAUGCCACCUCUAUCUGGAUGGCAAGAUAGUCAAAGGUAAGAAAACCUUUAGAGCAAAAGGGUGGUUCCAUGGAUUCAAGCAAGGAGGAGGAAAAUUCAGAGAGUUCCUCUUCAGUAUUCCCCCUCAAGGAGAAGAAGAGAAGAAGGAAGUGCAAGAAGUUGAUAGCUCCAUCGAUAUCGAUAACUUUGGUAACACUAUAUAUAAGAGACCAGAAUACCUCGGGUCAGAGUAUUUCGGAACUGUACAUCUCAGAUUCUUUAAAUGCAAAGAGGGGAAAAUGAAACCAGCAAAAGCAAUGAAUAAUGCCUUUAAUAGCUCUUUUCAUCAAGCUUCAAGAACAGGGGAUGUCAAAGUAGCAUAUAAGAGUAUGAGUGUCAAGGAAGGAGAAUGCUUUGAAUUCAAAAGUGCACCUUUUAAGAGAAGAAAGAUCGAGCAAGAGGAUAAAGGAUGGGGUAAUGAUGACAAAGAAAAUAAGCCAAUUGAGAAGCCUAGAAUGUUCAAAGAAUAUAUCAUUCUCGAAAGAAAAGGUCCUGUUGAUGAAGUAACAAUCCAUUAUGGUGAUAUUGCAGCUCUACAAGUACUUGGAAUUAUUAGUUUAGACAACUAUCAACAUUUGAUGAUGAUUCCACCUCCCCUCUUAGCUGAAGCUAGUUAUGUAAUCAAGGUAUUCAAGACAAUAGUUGACACAAAAUAAGAAGAUUCACAUAAAAGACUGCGGGUUAGAAUUCCACCAAGCUACUGCUUGUAAACUUGAUGACUUAUUUCUCAAUGUUGAAGAAGAGUUACCUGAAUUCUUCAAGAUAAAGUCAGACAUCUUCCAUUUUGCUCAUAAUGGAGUGAUUACACUAAAUAAAUUUUACAAAGAACAUUCAGUAUCUUCAAGAAGACUCAAGGGAGGUAGAAGCCAUAAGAAAGUCCAGAAGUUAAACCAACCACCUGAAGUAAUUGAGAUUGAUUAA
This is a messenger RNA of Moneuplotes crassus, 1170 nucleotides long. The record is from the annotation of a GenBank genome assembly. NCBI's taxonomy places the organism in Eukaryota, Ciliophora, Spirotrichea, Euplotida, Euplotidae.